Molecule: messenger RNA, 2366 nt
Organism: Paramecium octaurelia
Lineage: Eukaryota; Ciliophora; Oligohymenophorea; Peniculida; Parameciidae
Source: the annotation of a GenBank genome assembly
AUGCAAUGCACUUUUCAUGUACUACAUCCAUUAUCUUUAAUAUGUGUGGCUUCUCAUCAAUGUUAGAGGAAACUUUGUGUAAGAUGUGAUUAUGAAAAUGGAAGAGAUUUUCACUAGACAAUUCUGUUUGAUGAAUUUCGUGAAUUACUAUAAAAGAAAUUUCAUGAGUUUAAACUUGAUUAGACAUCUCAAUUAGAUAACUAUAGAAUCAGUUUCAAAUCAAUGCUUUCUGAAACGGAAAGAAUGUUGAACAAAAUUUGGGAAGAGCUAUCAGAAUCAAUUAAAUCAAUAUAUAGUUUAAUUGAACAGGAGAAUAAUUCAUAUAUUAAGCUUAUCAAAGAAAAUAGCAAUCUAGCAGAAUCUUCCUAUUCUGACUUGGAAAAAUUAAUAUAAUUUGUAAAAGGGAAAGAUUUUAUAAUUUAGAUAAAUUAAUAUUUGGUUAAAUUAGAAAAGGCAAAAAAUUGGUGGAAUCAAGAAGUAAAUUCUUUUUGUGAGAGGAUAAAACAGGAAAUAAAAGAUAUUAUGCCAUUAAUUAAGUAAAAAUUUAAAAGACUAUAGGAUUCAACCAAACUAUGAAUAAAAGGAAUAUUUGAUUUAGAUUUUAGUUUCCUUAAAAGAUGUUGAUGAAAAAUAAUUUUAAAGGGUUAUUGAAAUGUUAAGAAAGGAGAAAGUUAGAGAUUGUAUCCAAUUUCUUGAAAAUGAUUGUAAUCAACAACAUCAUGAAUAAUAUAUUUGUAAAUUAGACAAUCUAUCACCUAUUGAUAGGAAAAUUAUGUUGAAAAAUGUAAAAAGUGACAUUACGUUUAUAACUAAAGUUAUCAAAAAUAUUAAAGAAAAUGAUUUUUCUAAAACAAAUUACUCAAAAGAAGAAUUUAAGGUAAUAAGAUAAAAUCUAAUUCUAAAAAUAUCUAAAGAAGAGAAAACUAUUGAAUUUCUUAAAUUUUUAAUUCACCUUACAUCAAUAGACGAUAAAUUCAUAUAAUGUGGAUCAAACUCAUUUAAUUUAUUAGUUGAAAUGAAGGUUGAUCUGAGAGAAUAAUGUUUUGAAAAUAUUAGGAUUAAAGAUACUUCUUUGAUCGGUGCUAAUCUAGUAAGAUGCAUUUUAAACGGAUCUGAAUUUUAAAAUGUUGACAUAACCGGUGUGAAUUUAAAUGGAGCGUAAUUAUUUAAUUGUAGAUGGGUAAAUAUAAUAAUAUGUGAAUUCAAUAUAUUAAAUGGUUAUUCAGGUUAGGUAAGAUCAGUCUGCUUCUCUCCUGAUGGUAUUACUUUAGCAUCUGGGAGUAUGGAUAAAUCUAUCUGUUUAUGGGAUGCGAAGACAGGAAAAUAAAAAGUCAAAUUCGAUGGUCAUAGUGAUGUUGUCAAUUCAGUAUGCUUCUCUCCUGAUGGUAAAACAUUAGCAUCUGGGAGUUAUGAUAAAUCUAUCCGUUUAUGGGAUAUUAAGAAAGAACAAUAAAAUUUCAUAUUAGAUGGUCAUAGCAAUUGUGUUCUUUCAGUCUGCUUCUCUCCUGAUGGUACUUCAUUAGCAUCUGCAAGUGGAGAUUGUUUCAUUUUUUUAUGGGAUGUUAAAACACUAUAACUAAAAGCUAAAUUAACAGGCCAUUUUGAUUAUGUUUCAUCAAUAUGCUUCUCACCUGAUAGUACUAUACUAGCAUCCUCUAGUAUGGAUAACUUUAUCUGUUUAUGGGAAGUUAAAACAGGAAAAUAAAAAGAAAAAUUCAAUAAUCAGAGUGAUUAUGUCAAGUCGGUGUGCUUCUCUCCUGAUGGUACUACAUUAGCUUUUGCGAGUGGGGAUUUUUAUAUCUGUUUAUGGGAUAUUAAAAGACGAUAACAAAAAUUCAAAUUAGAUGGUCAUACUAGCUUAGUUCUAACAGUAUUUUUCUCACCUAAUGGUACUACAUUAGCAUCUGGUAGCGGUAAUGUAAAUUUAUUAAUACAAGGAGAUAAGUCUAUCCGUUUAUGGGAUGUUAAGACAGGAUAAUAAAAAGCCAAAUUAGAUGGUCACAGUGGGGCUGUUAAAUCAAUCAGAUUCUCUCCUGAUGGUACUACAUUAGCAUCUAGUGGUGAUGAUUAAUCAAUUCGUUUAUGGGAUGUUACAGCAGGAAUAGUAAAUAAACCCUCUAAUAAAUAUUAUAAUGAGAUGCUUGCCUAGUUAAAAAAAAAACUUAAAAAUACUUCAUAAUUUCAAAAUAGUAAUGAUUAUUAAUUUUUUAGUAAACACUAACAUUCCCAUUCUUGUAAUAUCACAAAAAUCUAAUUUAGAAGCAUAAGGAGCUUUAAUUUUUAGGGGAGAGUUUAGAAAUUCUUAAGGAUUAGAUUUAAGAUCAUUAUUGAAAUCUAAAGGAACUUUGAUUUUGGAAGAUGGAUGA